CUGGAAGUGUGCGUAUGGAAGCGGGCGGUGCCGUCCGUCUACUUCCGGUGUGUUAGAACCUCUCACCAGAAGGCAGACAAGCGUUGAAGAAUGGAGAUGCUAACAUGAAACAUUACUAACAAGUAUCACCGAGAACCUCGUCUCAAACAUCAGGCAAACAUCUCUACCAACCUCCUCCAAACAACAAAUACAGCCGCCGUGCGCAUGUGUGUGUGUCCUUUGCAUCUGGAUUUAUCGCAACCAAGGGUGACCACCUUCUACCCUUCCGUGACAAAUGUUGAGGCCAGAGUGAGGACAGAGGAGAGUGUCCAAAUCAGCCUUUGUCUCAUGAGUGUGUGUGUGCCAUCCAGGCACUGCCAGUAACCAGGGCUGUGGCUGUGGUGGGCCCGGCCCAGGGGGCCUUUAUACACGUCACUCCAGGCCCCCGUUGACCUGUGCCACUCACACCAUGGAUCCACAGAGGGACAAAUAUGGCGAGCGGCCUGCCAGGAGCACUAAGGUUUCCCAGGGAAGUCGCAGUGGGCACUCGUCUCGACCGUCAGGCUCCUCAAGCUCCUCUGGGGUUCUCAUGGUGGGCCCAAAUUUUCGUGUUGGCAAGAAGAUUGGCUGCGGAAACUUUGGUGAACUGAAAUUGGGUAAAAAUCUCUACACCAAUGAAUAUGUAGCCAUUAAACUGGAACCGGUGAAGUCAAGGGCACCGCAGUUGCAUUUAGAGUACCGGUUCUACAAAACCCUUGGAACUACAGCCGAAGGUGUCCCCCAGGUUUUUUACUUUGGGCCCUGUGGGAAAUACAAUGCCAUGGUUCUGGAAUUGUUGGGCCCGAGUCUGGAGGACCUCUUUGACCUAUGUGACAGGACCUUUUCAUUGAAGACUGUCCUAAUGAUUGCAAUCCAGUUGAUAUCUCGAAUGGAGUAUGUGCAUUCUAAAAACCUCAUCUAUAGAGAUGUAAAACCUGAAAACUUUCUCAUCGGGCGCCAAGGAAAUAAAAAGGAACACAUCAUCCACAUCAUUGACUUUGGCCUGGCCAAAGAGUACAUUGACCCUGAGACCAAAAAACACAUUCCAUACCGGGAACAUAAGAGCCUGACUGGUACUGCCCGCUACAUGUCCAUCAACACACAUCUGGGCAAAGAGCAAAGCCGACGAGAUGACCUGGAGGCCUUAGGUCACAUGUUCAUGUAUUUCCUUCGGGGGAGUUUGCCAUGGCAGGGGCUAAAGGCUGACACACUGAAAGAACGAUACCAGAAGAUCGGAGAUACUAAACGAAACACUCCCAUCGAGGUCCUAUGUGAGAAUUUCCCAGAGGAGAUGGCCACCUACCUGCGAUAUGUAAGACGGUUAGACUUUUUUGAAAAGCCCGACUAUGAAUAUUUGAGGACUUUAUUCACUGAGCUCUUUGAGCGCAAAGGAUACACCUUUGACUACACAUACGACUGGGUUGGCAGGCAGAUUCCCACACCGGUGGGAUCUGUCCAUAUAGACUCUGGGGUCUCUGCAGUCACGAGAGAAAGCCAUCCUCACAGAGACCGGACCUCAGCACACCCACCAAUAAGAAAUCAGACAGCAGUCUCUGAUCGACGAGGAGCAUGGGAGGUACAGCCCACUCGCCAAGCAAACUCCUCCUAUCUGACCUCACACCUGGCAGCGGACAGGCACGGGGGCUCAGUGCAGGUGGUCAGCUCAACCAACGGGGAGCUGAAUGCUGACGAUCCACUAGCAGCUCAUUCUAAUGCACCGAUCACAGCCCAGGCAGAGGUGGAAGUGGUGGACGAGGCCAACUGCGUGAAAAUGCUCAACCUGUGGUGCUGCUGCUUCUUCAAACGGAAACGGAAGAAGAACACACCGCGACACAAAUGAUCGUCGAGAGGCAGCCCCAAACAUUCUGGCUCUGUUGAUUUCUGCCCCCAGAAGUCUGCAAGGUUCCAUUCAGACUAACAGAGAUGUCUGGAUUGCAGCGUUCUCUGAAAGGAACAGUUUUGGUUUUUUUUACUUUGUCAUUUGACGGGAGUACCUUUUUUCCCCCUCUAGGAUACGGGGGCGAACAUUUUCUUGGAACUUUUGCAGAGGAUAAUCUUUUGGGUUCCAAGAUGCUUUGGGAUUUUUUUUUCCUCCUUUUGGCAUCCCCCCCUAUGUUUUAUGAUUGUUUGUUUUGCCUCGCUAAGUCAUCUUUUCAUUUCCCCGUCGUUGAGUUUUGGGGUAUUCCUGACGUGGGACUGAAUGUAAACUGGUGACACACAAGGAGCCGGGAGCGUAAAUGGCCGCCAUGGGCUCCUGCACUUUCUGCCUCCAAAGAGACGAGCCGUGGGACCAGAGACACAGGAGGCCACACCCACACACCUCCUGCACUGUGUUCUCACAGGAGGAUUUCUAACCCUCGCUCCCCCCUCUCGACACACUACAAUCCCUUCAGACUCUUGUCCUCUUUGGUUCUACGAACUGAACACUUGUAGUUGGGCUGAAAGAAGAAAGUAUUUAUGAUAUUUAUCUCUUGGUCGCCACCCGUUUUCUUACUAAUUCUCCAACAUACACACUGAAUGUAUGGACAAGGAAAUGACUCUGGAGCAUUUAUAUCAUUUGUCCUGUGCAUGGUAAGGAAAGAGUCGGAGUCGAUGCGGGGAGAUCCUGGUCAAUAAUCGACUUUCCACCAGUAGUUGCUUUGGAGCGUAGACAAACUCCUUAGCUUGUCAACACUACUGCUCACUGCCUUAACCCAAACAACCACCUCACUCUACUGGCAUACACAAGGCUUUGUACAAGAUGGCGACAUUUAAGAGAUCAAACAAUACAAAGACCCACUUUGUGAUGGCUGGACCUUCCGUUCCAGUCUGAAGCCCCGCACUGCAAAGCAUCGCUUGACGAUCCUGACUGUUGUCCAUCGUGUUGGCAUGGUGUCCAUGUGGUUCAGUGUUUUUACUUGGUGUCACGGAGGGCUGCCUUGAAACGAUAUCCUCAGUAAGUCACCUUGCCUAUCCUCCUAACACAGUGAAUUCCUUUUUAUGUUUGUUUGUUUUUUUUUAUUUGACGUCUUGCUAAUGUGAACAUUUUUUGAAAUGCAUUUUUUUAAUUGUUUGUUCAAUCCAAAUAGCCAUGGCUUUAAGGGGAAGGAGAGGGUAGCAACGUGUGGAAAGAAGCUUGAGACCAUGACUGCACUACAUUUGUUGACCCCGGCUUUCCCACCUUGUUGAGACUUUAAACGUGCUUUUGUCUUGAAGUGUGUCUGCCUCAUGUGCCAGGCGUCCCACAGGGUGCAGGGAAACACUUUGAUUUGCUCCUUGUUUAGUGCCAUGCCUGGCGCCGCUCCACCUCUUUGUGCUCACGCAUGCACACGUGCAGUACAUACAGUACAUACAGUACAUACAGUACAUACAGUACAUACACACUCACUGGAGGGUCAGAUGUGGCGUUUAGUGGACCUGCGCUCUCAUCUUUCCCAUACAAUAUUGUAGAUGUCACCAACUAUUUCACUGAAUCCAUAUGCUUGUAUUUACACUGUAUAGCUCUUGCUUUGGUCUUAGCCCUCCUCACUACUCUCACGAGUAUCUCCAGGGCCUAAGUUGUGUUAUUGAAAGUACUUGAAUAUGAACAUCUACGGGACCUUUUCUGAUGGUUUCAUUCAUCGUCAUUACAGUCAUGGAGGGGAAUGGUGAGGGCGGGGGGAAGGCUAUUGAAUGACAGGUAUUCAUUCCUUUGGGGACAUCUUUGUGUGUCCCGACUGUGCCGGAUAAGUGAUGUUUGUCAUCCCUGCGCUCCUUUUUGAAGCCCUUUUGUCUCCAAGGUCGGAGAUGAGCUGUGACAGCAGGUCUGAGUGGCACCACGGCCGUGUCAUGGCGGCUCCCUGAGGAAAGCGUUCCUAUCGGUGAGGUGGAUAUCCAGACUAAAUAGCCUUUAAGUGUCCCCUCAAUUCCCAGAGUGCCAUUCCUGAGACUACUACAAGUCCAUGCCUUUGACCCGUGCCAGGAAAAGUUGAAUGUUCUUUUGUUUUUGUUGGCCAUCUCAUUCCACCUCAUGUCCUUGACGGCGUUUAGAAGAAUCACAGCACACGUUGGUCCGAUUCAGUACCAGGAAGUGUUGUUGGAGAGCCAGGAAAAGUGUUCACAUCUCCAAAAGCAAACUUUGCAGCUUUUUGUCUUUGCACCUGCUCUUCCUUUAAGGGUGUGCUGUAAAGUUGACGGCUGGUAUACCUCUUAAACCGCUCGAUUUCCUGUGCCACUAUAUGGUUAGUACGUAUGUGCAUGGCUUAUCCCGGUCUCCCGUGGAACGUUGUCGGCUCUGUGAGACGUUAUGGCUUCCAGUCCUCAUGUAAAAUAUGGGGGGAAAAAACCCAUCAUUCCAUCCCACUUCUACUAGAGCUCCCAUUAGAUUGACUUCUGUUGGACUUCAGGUUGUAGGUUGUAUGAUGUGACAUCCAUGCGACAUCCAGAGCUGAGGACAGUUGAAGUGGCAAUGAAUGGCUUUUGUCCUUUUUGGGUUCUCCGGCACUUUUCUUUGUUGCUGUACUGUACAAUUACCUUGGACUUACUGUAUAUUUUUCUUUGAACAGAAGGGUGACAUUUACUGCAAUAUUGUGAUGCUUAUUUGAAAAUUGUACAGACUUCACAUUGUAGUCUUCUUCUUUCUGUUGGAAUUCCAUAUAAAGCCGUAUUCUAUUUUGAUUAGGGUAUUUUUCUUGUCCCUUUACAGACUGUGGGAAAUGAAAUUGUACAGCUCCAGGAAUGAAUUCUCCUCGGCACAAUUCUUUUUCCCUCCCUCCCCCCAGAGCUAUGAUUAAGAGAAAUCUUAAAACUGUAUAUAAAUAUUGUUGAAAUAUGAAUGUCAACUUCAAAAAUGUAUUUUUUGAGUUAGUCAAGGGCUUCAAGCGUGAAGGACCCACAUUUCAAGUUUUUAUUGUUUCGUAUUUUUUUAAUUUGAUGAAAAAGCGAAUGAUCCUUUUUAAUCUGAGUUGUUUUUUUCCCUUAUUGGACUUAUGUUAUAUGAUACGUCACAUGAAAAAUCACUUUUUAUUCCCUCCAUGCCUAAAGGGAAGUCCAGUUUGCACCCUUUUUUAUGUAAAAUAAAAGAUCUCUUCACCUUU
Molecule: messenger RNA, 5072 nt
Organism: Doryrhamphus excisus (bluestripe pipefish)
Lineage: Eukaryota; Metazoa; Chordata; Actinopteri; Syngnathiformes; Syngnathidae
Gene: csnk1g1
Product: casein kinase 1, gamma 1
Biological process (GO): protein phosphorylation
Molecular function (GO): ATP binding; protein serine/threonine kinase activity
Source: RefSeq, a predicted model, not a curated record